GGCAGGUCGAGUAUGCUGCAUUGACUUUGACAAUGCUUACUGAGAGCUUUGUUGCAGCUUCUCUGACUACCAAUAAGCCCGUCGCCCAUGCCAGCGCCUCCCUGAAAGAUGUAGGCAUUUUCCUGCACGAGUUCCAGCCACAGAGUGCCUAUCGCCAUGGGUAUAAGAAGAGCUCAAGCAGACCGGGCUGUGUCUCUAUCAGCGACUCCCACAUCUUUGCUGCGCAAGCUGAUAAAGCAGUGGUGAAUGUGUAUAGCAGAGACCGCGGCAAUCAAGAAGCCACGGUUCCCUUCCCCGAGAGAAUACUCAGCCUUGCAUAUGCUCAAGGAGCCGCAAUACUUGUGCUCGGGACCGAGGGUGGGAAGUUGAUACUUUGGGAAGUUGCUACGGGAAGAUUGACCAACUCAUCCGCUUCGCAUCUUCAAGCUGUCUCCUCACUAUGCAUCACUCCUAAGAAUGAGUACAUCCUUUCAGGCUCAGCUGACUCAAGUAUCCACGUCUGGUCUCUGCUGAAACUUGUCUCGUUCCUGCAACCCACAGGUACUUUUGGAUCUGAAGAGCCGUCGCAUUCACCUGUACAGACCUUUUCCGGGCACAGAGGAGCCAUUACCGCCCUUUCGUGCGGCCAUUCGAGAAUCAACACGAAUUAUGCUGUAUCCACAUCCGAUGACGGGACUUGCUACCUGUGGAAUAUCGACUCAUGUCAGAUCCUUCGAACCCUUCUUCUUCCGUCUUUGGCCGUCUCGGUCACUAUCGAUCCAGCAGACCGGGCCGUCUACUUCGGUUGCAAUGACGGCCGCAUUCAGUCCUUCGAACUCUUCCGGCAUACAGUCAAUGAUAAGGUCUCAUUAUUCACGUCGUCGCAUAUCCCACCUAUCCAACUGCUCGCCAAAGACAGCUGGGUCGCAUCUUCAGAGGAAAUCGGUGCUGCGAACUGUUUGACACUAUCUUACGAUGGAACGUCACUCAUAUCAGGCCAUCAAAAUGGGGUCAUCGUACGCUGGGAUGUUGCAAAGCACCGGAUAUCGAACGAGAUCACUAAUCUUGGCCAACCUGUUACAAACAUUGAAAUGCUCGAGCCAGAAGGGUUCCCAAAUAGGUCGAAGCCCAGAUACACCAUAACAAACGUCGUCAAGCCAAAUCUUGAGCUCACUUCAUCGAGAGACAAGGGCACCUGCGGCAUUCCAGCGAAAUACAACCUCCACAUGAAGAUCGACGCGCUAAGACCAAGCGAAGAAGACAAUCUCUUCAGUCAGGCUAUCUUGGGCCACGGCUUUCCAACAAGUUUGCUAGACGAUGCUUUACGCUCCCUUGCUGUCGGGAAUCAAGGAACUGCCCCUUCGUUGGACGGCAGCCAGCUUGGCAAGGUGGAAAGGCUCGAGGAUGAGGUCUUCCAAUUGAAGCAGCAGAUUGCCGUGUUACGCAACGCCGAACACAAACGAAAAGAUCACAAGCUGGCGAAAAUGAAAGUGCAAGAUGAAAUUGACCUGGAGAAGAGGAAAGCAUACUUUGAAGCCAAACGGAAUGGAGAUGAUGGGGAUCUGGCGAUGAAGAAAUUCGAAGAGAAAAAGGCUCUGCUGGACAUCGAGAGUGAAGAAGACGACGUGGAGGUACAGAUGGAUGUGACCUGAAGCGCAGAAGGAUUCGAGGAAGAAUCUCAGUUGGAACUGAGACCAUAUCUUCUGUAAGAUGUCGAUGUCUCGCCACCUCAGUCAUCAACGGCUUCAACUCUGCCCCUGGACAAUGGUCUCAGCAUAUCAAGAAGGAUGGCUCUGUGCCUCGAAUGCUUCGAUUUCAGGCUACCUCAGAAUUCGCCGAGCAGACCUGACGACUCAGUGCGUCAGAUUACAGGGAGCCGUAGACUAGAAUUCUGGAUCCCGCAAAGCUUACAAAACCUACUCCACUGCAUGCAGCGCCGACGAGGAUCCGAAACUGAGCUUACGGAGACCUAAACCUCAGAUACCGCCCCUGUUCGGUGAGCUCCUUGGCUUUUGACGACAAUUUUUCAGAAUCUGCAUUCAAGCUUGACGGAUUCACUUGCAUCUUCUUGGCCUCGAUAUCCAAAGAAUGCUCUAUCAAGAACCUCAACAUCCAUCCAUCCAGUUUAUGUGUUCCUGACUCUGUCGACAGAAGACACAUGUCUUGGAAGACCAGUAGGCGUUCAAUCUGUGUGUUCGUUAGCAGCGGAGCGCGCGGAGUGUAAAUCCAAACACUUGGCCAUUCUGAUACGUACCAUAGCAGAUAUGGCGGGCCAAUAUUGUGAGAGUUCCAUAAGUGCCUCGAAAUUUGUGUUGAGCUCCCGGCUGGCUGUUUCAAGUUGAUCCAGGUCACCGAAGAGGAGGGUAUGGACCAAAACUGACGAGGAAACUGUCGCCAUGUGGCCAAGAUUAGGAUAUACCACGUCACAACCUUUCAAAUGCCGAGACUGGUACAACAAGGAGCGAAGGAUGAAGCAUUAGCCCUACAGCGUGUGAUGUAUGUACGAUCGCUCGCAGAUCUUGGCAGCUGGACUUCGAGAUAUCGAAAAUAGAGAAGUGUCGCAUAGUGAUGAUAUGCCAGGUGUAUUGAGAUCAAAAGCCCACCUAGGCCUCUUUUCUGUUGUCGACGGAGAUUUUCAUGAUUCAUCUGAGCAUCAAUCGGCAGCUUCUGUUUCCAAUCUUCCAGAUUCCCGGCAAGUUGCUCGACCUGUUGGUCCAAGUUGAUGGUAUGAGUUUCACCAUUAGCGGCAAGGCGGUUGAUAUUGUGAAUCGGUCCAAAAAGCGGGACAAGUGUUAUCAUCUGGGCCCAUAUUCCAUGGUCUAGCGGAUCAACGAUGGCGAGUUGCUCAG
Messenger RNA from Exophiala xenobiotica, 2828 nucleotides. RefSeq lists its product as uncharacterized. Gene Ontology annotation, molecular function: protein binding. The coding region runs from base 33 to 1631 and encodes 532 amino acids. The record is from RefSeq and is a predicted model, not a curated record. The transcript has a single exon. Gene Ontology annotation, biological process: rRNA processing; DNA-templated DNA replication. NCBI's taxonomy places the organism in Eukaryota, Fungi, Ascomycota, Eurotiomycetes, Chaetothyriales, Herpotrichiellaceae. Gene Ontology annotation, cellular component: nuclear pre-replicative complex.